GCACAAACAACUCGUCAAUCAUCAUUUCGAGGACUGAUGAAGCAAUGCGACAUUCAUAAACCGCCAACUACAUCAAUUUAGGGAAAGAAUGGAAGCAAAAGACUGAACAAUUAUUCGACCAAAAAUCUUCGACAGAAAUUCAUUCUCUUACUAUUGAAUCUUCAACCGAAUGUACAUUUGAUCAUUGGACAAGGUCGCGAACUUCUGCCAGUCUCUAUCUCCGUGGAUCAAUUAGCUGAAAAUCAACGGAUGAAGAUGAAAGACAACUAUCAGAAGAGCAAGGGAUGAAAAUGGAGACGAAAAGUCAAGAAGAUGGCAAUGGUGAAAGGGCCGGCGUGGUUGUCGAAAGUACAAAACCACGAGUCCGACUGCCAGUAAUGACACAAGGAAUCAUCAAUCCCGUGGCCAUUACACAGCUUCAAGAUGAACUUGAGGAUACCAAGAAGGAAUUGGAUAGGCUGCAAGCAACACGGAUGCUUUCGGAGGACGAGAUAAUUCUGUCGAAGAGAAUGAGCCUGCUAAAAUUGAUAGGGAUGUUUCCAGCUGUGGGAGAUCAGAUUCAUUUCAAAAUGGGUCAGAAGUUAAACGAUCUCCGCAAAGAAUACGAGGCCAAAAUCAAGCGAUCAAAGGAUGAGCAUCAUGACAAUCAUUCAAGAGACAUGGCAAUUGUGCGAGAGAUGGAAUUGAAAUUAUUCAAAGCUGAGGAAAGACUGAAUUCGUUGGGAACGAUUGCAAAGAUGCAUCCAAAUGCGACGGUUGGUGAGGUCUGGUUAAAUAUUCAGAAUGAGACUUACGAUCCGUUAAAAAAGGGUACCAUUGAGCCAAAGCCCAUCUAUAAAUCGGAGCGGAAUACUGAACUCAAGCCUCACGCACAAUUUCUUCUGACGGCCUUACCUCCAAUAACCCUUUUCGAAAUAACAGAUGGGCAAACAGCGAUGGUCGAAAAAGGGGAUAUGAUGAGCCUGCAAAUGGCGAUCUCCGCGAAGGUUCCAAGUGGUUGAGAACAGCGUAAAUGAAUUACAAUAGGGAGGCCCGUUUUGACGAGAGGCAGAAGAUUCAUGAUAUUUUGGAGGUUUAUCUACGUCGAGGAGGCCAAUGUAGUUGAAAUAUACCAACUGACAUUGAUUUAAUUGAGAGCAUGGAGAACCUUGUCACCAAGUCAACAAGAUUCUUCAUUAUUUCAUAUAUAAAUAUGACUCGAUAUCAUGUACAGCAACCCAA
Molecule: messenger RNA, 1221 nt
Organism: Sclerotinia trifoliorum
Lineage: Eukaryota; Fungi; Ascomycota; Leotiomycetes; Helotiales; Sclerotiniaceae
Source: the annotation of a GenBank genome assembly